GACCCGCCCCCUCUUGCGGCGUUAGAUUGAGCUCGGGCUGUCAAAGUGUUGAGCUGCACGGACACUGGCGAGCUAGCCGUGUUUACACCCAGGCGAUGACGAGCAGAUGAACUUUUGCCACACUUAAGCUGAGAGCCACACCAUCUGUGAAUGUAUGUCCUGGAAAGCACUUGUCAUGGGACCUACGUAAAGGGAGAAAAAGGGGAGCACAGCACUGAACCUCUUCAUGUGUAAUGAACCCCUUCUGGAGCAUGUCAGCCAAUACAAGUCGAAAGAGACCUGACAGCGAAGACCAGGGCGGACAGGGGGAGCAGAGACCCAGCCCGCCCCGGCUGCCGUUCAUCAAGAAGCAGCUUCCAGCCAUCCCUAAGAAUGCAACCGCCGUCACCAAGCCCACAGGCAUGGGCAGCCCGGCCCAGUCUGCCAACGGCCCACAUGCACCCUACGGACCCUUUUACUUGGAGUACUCCCUGCUGGCCGAGUUCACACUCGUGGUUAAGCAGAAACUCCCAGGAAUUUAUGUGCAGCCGUCUUACAAGUCGGCACUAAUGUGGUUUGGGGUCAUAUUCAUCAGACACGGCUUGUACCAGGAUGGAGUCUUCAAAUUCACUGUGUAUAUCCCAGAUAACUAUCCAGAUGGCGAUUGUCCAAAAUUGGUGUUUGAUAUGCCAGUCUUCCACCCGCUCGUCGACCCCGUCUCUGGCGAGCUUGAUGUUAAAAGAGCAUUCACCAAAUGGAGGCGAAAUCACAACCACAUCUGGCAAGUCCUCAUGUAUGCACGUACCAUUUUCUACAAGAUCAACACGACAGAACCCUUCAACCCAGAAGCUGCUGUGCUCUACGAGAAGGAUGUGCAGUUGUUCAAGAGCAAAGUGGUGGACAAUGUGAAACUAUGCAACAGUCGUCUGUUUGACCAGCCCAAGAUAGACGAUCCCUACGCAAUAAGCUUUUCUCCAUGGAACCCAGCUGUUCACGAGGAGGCAAAGGAGCGAAUGUUCACAUACAAAAGACGACCUGAGGAUCACCAUAAGGGAACGCAGGGCUCAGGCCUGUCUUGGGUCAAACCGGGCUCAACGCAGCCCUUCAGCAAAGACGACAGUCCUCCUCGGAGCUGAACCUGCGCACGGCCACUAGAGGGAAGCACCCACGCCACUUUUGCCUCCCCCAAUCAAUGUCCGUGAGCUGGUUUCCUUUUUGGAGAAGAAGAAAAAGAGCAUUAUCAUAUUUAUUGCUCAGCUUUAAAAGCUUCGCCCGCCAACAGCUUUAGCUUAAGGAAAAGAAAGUUUGCAAGGCAAAGAUGACAAAUGGAUGUCUCCAUGUUGAGUAGAUUUGAGUGCAGUGGACAUGAUCUCUCUCUGGCUCAGGACUUUCAUCAGACCAGGAAUGUCAAUCACAGCUGGGUCGACGACCUCCAACCUGUCCAUCUAAGCGACAUUUUUAUUCUUUUCUUUCUUAUCGGAUUUAUUUUUAAUGACAUGCAAACCAUUGUCUUACAGUUCAUCAUAUGUAUAUUGCAGAAGUUAAUUAGUCUUUUACUAUGGUUUGGUUUUAAUUUGGUGAUCAUCUAAUUAAAGGAUCUUUAUGUAAAUAAUGCUUGCGUCGGUGAAGGUUUGAUUUGAGUAAAGCUUGCAAUCUUUACGCUGAUAUGUUCCCCAUUUUCAGUCCUAAUAAGUCCUGAUUCACCCCUGGCCCCAAAAUGAUAAUCACAUGUAUUUCUCUUUUCCACUCUUCCAAAUUAACUACCUGUAUAUGACGGUGUAAGAAUAUUAAUAGAUGGUGCUAAAAGCUGCUGGAUCUAUUUAUAAUCUCUGCGAAAGGACAAACCAGUUUCUGCCAUUUAGUCUCCCAUCAAACUGUUUCAUUUGGCUUUUGUUCAAUGAUCACCACAGAUCCUUUCUAUUGAGUGUGAAUGACAUCACUGCAACCAUCUGUCAAUGCUUUCUUUUGA
Molecule: messenger RNA, 1948 nt
Organism: Entelurus aequoreus (snake pipefish)
Lineage: Eukaryota; Metazoa; Chordata; Actinopteri; Syngnathiformes; Syngnathidae
Product: AKT-interacting protein-like
Exons: 10
Coding region: 234-1115 (293 amino acids)
Source: RefSeq, a predicted model, not a curated record